Messenger RNA from Seriola dumerili (greater amberjack), 1101 nucleotides. Its product is annotated as protein CutA homolog. The transcript has 6 exons. The record is from RefSeq and is a predicted model, not a curated record. Gene Ontology annotation, biological process: response to metal ion. Gene Ontology annotation, molecular function: copper ion binding. Lineage: Eukaryota; Metazoa; Chordata; Actinopteri; Carangiformes; Carangidae. The coding region runs from base 189 to 701 and encodes 170 amino acids.
ACUCCUUCUUUGGAAGGUAAUGACUUUCCAGUGUUUUUCCCUCUCAUAAAGCAGCUGUUUAACCGGGGCUGAAGUUGUUAUAAAAAUGACAGCACACCCAUUAUCCCGGAAGAAAGACUAAGCGGUUUUAUGAAUGAAGUUCAGCACAGUUUGUCCCGCUUUUUAUCAACACCAGCCGGACUCUGGGAAUGACAUUUGUUGCCACUAACAGGAUGGAGUGGCUGUUCCAGCGAUACUAUAAAGAGGCUGUCUUCCACUCUGUCUUUCGGUCGGUGCUGCUCAUGUCAUGUGUGUUCCUGGUACUGUCUGUUUCCAUGUACCCCGGGUUGUGGUCCAUUGGCGUUCAUCUCCAUUCAGCCUUGACAGGGAGCUAUGUACCAGGCCACCACUCUGUCCUCCUCCUCAACAGUCCCAACGAACAGGCAGCCAAGGACAUCGGCAGGGCAAUCAUGGAGAGGCGAUUGGCAGCCAGUAUUAACAUUCUCUCCAGGACCUCCACAAUGUACUAUUGGAAAGGCGAAAUCCAGGAUGCAAGUGAAAUUCUGAUGCUGGUGAAAACAAAGACCUCCAGGAUCCAGCAAGUCAUAGAUUUUGUGAGGUCUGUCCACCCUUAUGCAAACCCAGAAGUCCUCAGCUUCCCAGUGGAGGACGGUAGUUUGGCUUACAUGAAAUGGAUGGAUGAAGCCCUUCCAGAUGACUGAUACAUCAUUAAAAAUCAGAACUGGCGCCAGCAUGGACUGCAGCCGAGGAGGAAACUGAGCCAUGUGCACAUGCUGUUGUGUGCUGAAGGCUUUGGAUCGAAGGGUUCAGAAAACACUCUGUUGAACAAAAAGUUCAAUACGUGACAUUUACAUUAUUCUGUUGCUCUGACCUUUUCACUGUAAACUCCACAAUGUACUGUGGAGAUUUGAUUUCAGUCUUUUAAAAAAGCGUUAUGCCACAGCCACAGGAAAUACUUGUUUCUGAUUUGCUGCCAGCUGUCAGCUAAUAUCAUGUAAUGGGUGAAAUAGUUCCAGUCGACUGUGACAGUAUAUUAUCAGUUCAUUUUCACUGGUAAAACUGAUGCAAUAUGGAUUAAACUGACCACAAACUAACUGUUAA